Messenger RNA from Danio aesculapii, 599 nucleotides. RefSeq names its product histone H2A. The transcript has a single exon. Gene Ontology annotation, cellular component: nucleosome. NCBI's taxonomy places the organism in Eukaryota, Metazoa, Chordata, Actinopteri, Cypriniformes, Danionidae. The record is from RefSeq and is a predicted model, not a curated record. The coding region runs from base 76 to 462 and encodes 128 amino acids. Gene Ontology annotation, molecular function: DNA binding; protein heterodimerization activity; structural constituent of chromatin.
CGUCGUUUAAAUAGGGCGAGCGAUUAACUGUAAUUCAUUCAUUCUUUCAGCGUCAACUGAUUCACUGAAGCGACAAUGAGCGGCAGAGGCAAAACCGGAGGUAAAGCCAGAGCUAAGGCUAAGACUCGCUCUUCCAGGGCUGGACUGCAGUUCCCCGUCGGCCGUGUCCACAGACUGCUCCGCAAAGGUAACUAUGCUGAGCGCGUCGGUGCCGGUGCUCCGGUGUAUCUGGCAGCUGUGCUUGAGUAUCUGACUGCUGAGAUCCUCGAGUUGGCUGGAAACGCCGCUCGGGACAACAAGAAGACCCGUAUCAUUCCCCGUCAUCUGCAGCUUGCGGUGCGCAAUGAUGAGGAGCUGAACAAACUGCUGGGCGGAGUGACCAUCGCACAGGGUGGUGUGCUGCCCAACAUCCAGGCGGUACUGUUGCCUAAGAAAACCGAAAAGGCCGCAAAAGGCAAAUAAACGUGCCAGAGAUCUGUUUUAACACCCAAAGGCUCUUUUAAGAGCCACUCACUCUAUCUGAAAAGUGCUGACUUCCUAAUACACCCGUAACAUAAAACCUAAACCAUGUGCGUUUAUUUGAUAACCCAAAUAAAGCC